GGGGGAGUCAUGAAUCGAGUCCGAUACUCACCAGACCAGCAGUGCCAGGAAACUAUAAAUAAAAUGGAGCCAACCCCGGAUGAAUACAGCAUUCAACAGAAAUUCAUCUACUCUUGCAACGAAAAAGAUACUACACAAUCAUCAUUACUAUCCGUUCACAGUGUCUAGUCCAGCAAAAAAGGAACCAAAAUGAAGUCCUUCAUGCAAGUCGCGACCUUCCUCGCCUGCUGCGUUUCGCCAACCCUAGCUCUGCCCGAGGCCGUCCCUGAGACGAACAGUCUGCUUCAGUUUGGGUCGUUUACUGUUGAGGGCGAGACGUUCCAUGGAGAGGCGGGCGUCAUGAUGAGCAAGAGAGACACCCUCGACACGCUCAAAUGCACUCGGUGCGUCGGCCACCACGGUCUGUGCACCAUCGGCGAAGGGAAUUGCUACGCGCCUGAUGGGUGCUUCUUUUGUGGCAAGUGUGGGCCGAAGACGGCGAGGUGUCAGGAUCCGAAGAAGGGGAAGUGUCAGUGCUAUUUGUGAUUGAUUGAUUGAUCGAUGGAUUUUGGUUUCGGUGGAUGGUGGGUAGUGAUAGGAAUGAAUGAAUACUGUGC
This is a messenger RNA of Aspergillus campestris IBT 28561, 596 nucleotides long. RefSeq lists its product as uncharacterized. The record is from RefSeq and is a predicted model, not a curated record. Lineage: Eukaryota; Fungi; Ascomycota; Eurotiomycetes; Eurotiales; Aspergillaceae. The transcript has 3 exons. Bases 190 to 525 code for a protein of 111 amino acids.